AUGAUGAAUCAAUUUAAAUUAAGAUUAAAAUCAUAUCAUAAAUUUGAAAGUUUAUUUAAAUUAAAUCGCUACUUAAUAUAAAGAAAUCAUGUUUUAAAGAUUUAAAUCCCAGAUUGGUAACUAAAAAAAUAAACUUUUAUUAAGCAAUUUUAAGAAGUUUAUGAAAAUUGUUAAAUUAUAUUACUAAAUCAAGAAUUAAUUGGAUUUGCUUUAAUUUUAAUAAAAGGUUACUCGUUUUAAUUGAUGAUUAAACAAGAUGACCUUAAUUCAUUUGAACAUAAAAAUUAAUUGUUACAUCAAAUAUCUCCAAUAAAAGGGUUCAAUUGA
Messenger RNA from Paramecium sonneborni, 327 nucleotides. Lineage: Eukaryota; Ciliophora; Oligohymenophorea; Peniculida; Parameciidae. The record is from the annotation of a GenBank genome assembly.